Fopius arisanus is the source of this 1637-nucleotide messenger RNA. Its product is annotated as dipeptidase 1-like. Bases 26 to 1498 code for a protein of 490 amino acids. Gene Ontology annotation, biological process: proteolysis. Lineage: Eukaryota; Metazoa; Arthropoda; Insecta; Hymenoptera; Braconidae. Gene Ontology annotation, molecular function: metallodipeptidase activity. The transcript is spliced from 5 exons. The record is from RefSeq and is a predicted model, not a curated record.
AUAUUAUUCUCCACCUCAAAUAAAAAUGUUCGAGUUGUACGGUGUGAAUCGACAAGGGGCCAUUUAUCACUCGCCAACGGGUCGACGAAAGCAGGUGGACAUCCUGGAGACAUGUCUCCAGCUAUCAUCACCCGAAUUAAUGAGAAAAUUGCCAAAUGGUGGAACACUGCAUCAUCUGAAGGAGCGCAACGGCUCCCCGACGAAGACCUCCGACAGGAAUUCACUUGGUGGUGAACGAAGAAGUGGAUGUAGAAAAUGGUUGGUAACUUGUGGUGUUUUUCUUCUGGGGUGCGCCUUGAUCACUGCCGUGGGAUUGCCCAUUGCCCUGGAGUUGCGCAGUUCUCAUCUUCUCGAGGCGCGUCUUCAAGUAGUCAGGAGACUCCUCUCGGAAACACCUCUCGUCGACGGGCACAAUGACUUCCUCUGGAAUUUGAGGCAGAACCGGGGACUCCACCUCGAUGAUUUCCCCUUCGACAAGGAUCUCUCCAGGAAUACCACCCUGGGACCUCUCUGGCAGACUGAUCUCGCUCGACUCCACCAGGGCAAUAUAGGUGCACAAUUCUGGUCCGCUUAUGUUCCCUGUGAGGCGCAGUUCCUCGAUGCUGUGCAGCUCACCCUCGAGCAGAUUGAUAUCGUAAGGAGGCUGAGCGCUAAAUACCCCGCGAGGAUGAGAUUCGUUACUUCCAGUGAGGAGCUCAAAAAUGCCCACAAGGACGGGGUCCUCGCCAGUUUGUUUGGUAUCGAGGGUGGACACAGCAUUGGCGCUUCCAUGGCUGUGCUGAGGAGUUUUCAUCUCCUCGGCGCCAGAUAUAUGACACUCACCCAUAAAUGCAGCACUCCAUGGGCUGAUUCCUCAUCCGCGGAAGAUCCGAAUGAAUACGCCCCACUGGACUUUCACAGCGAUGGGCUCUCAGCCUUUGGCAAAUCGAUCGUAAAGGAACUCAAUCGAUUAGGAAUGCUCAUCGAUUUAUCUCACGUUUCUACUCGCACCAUGAAGGAUACCCUGGCCAUCACCAAAGCACCAGUUAUAUUCUCCCACAGUGCGGCUCGUGCACUAUGCAAUUCUUCCAGCAAUGUUCCCGAUGACAUCCUUCGUAAUCUGUCAGUAAAUGGGGGACUGGUGAUGAUCAGCUUUGACAGCGCACAUCUGAGCUGCGGAGAUAGGGCCUCCAUGUACGAUAUAAUAGCGCACAUAAAUCACAUAAGGAAGAAUGCCGGGGUGAAUCACGUGGGUUUGGGGGCUGGUUAUGACGGGAUAAUGAAUCCUCCGACGGAACUCCCGGAUGUCUCAGGGUAUCCUCUUCUCCUCGCGGAAUUGACUCGCGACCGUCGGUGGUCCGCUACUGACAUAAAAAAACUUGUCGGUGGAAAUCUCAUCAGGGUGAUGAAAGAAGUCGAGGAUCAUGCCGCAUCUCUCGCUAAUCAGUCUCCUAAUGAGGAGUGGAUACCCCAGGAAGUCAUCGAAGACACCUCCUACUGCCGAUAUCACGACGAGUGAAAUUUAUUUAUUGGAAUUAGCAUUUUGUCAUUCAUAUCGUACAUUUAUAUAAAACGUGUUUAUAAUAUUCCGUGCACAAUUUGUAUAUAUACAAUGGGCAAUGAUUGAUAAUAUAAAUAAAUAAUUACAUUUGUUUCUA